Molecule: messenger RNA, 1558 nt
Organism: Neoarius graeffei (lesser salmon catfish)
Lineage: Eukaryota; Metazoa; Chordata; Actinopteri; Siluriformes; Ariidae
Gene: ttc19
Product: tetratricopeptide repeat domain 19
Exons: 10
Coding region: 15-1208 (397 amino acids)
Biological process (GO): mitochondrial respiratory chain complex III assembly
Cellular component (GO): mitochondrial inner membrane
Molecular function (GO): protein binding
Source: RefSeq, a predicted model, not a curated record
UUCAACGAGGAAACAUGGCGCUGCCCUCCAGCUGGCGUCUUUUCCUGGUGCAAGGAGUUUGUGUGAAGCGGAUGUUCAGUCAGGGCGUGAGGACAGUCUGUGUAUCGGGUUUAUCGGAAUGUCAGAUGCACCAGUUACCGCUCACAUCGCUGCUGUGCGACUUUUGGCGACGAAGGUCAUUUAAAUUCGGCAGAAAUGCGCCAUACUGUCAUGAGGAAGGUGGGAGUGAGCAGCAGCACACCAGCUACAGGUUUACACUGUGGGGUGCAGUGGCGUUCUCCCUGUUUGGCCGUACAGAUGAAAGAACGGAGGACCAGAAGGUGGAGGAUGAGAUUAUUCUCCUGUUAAAGAAAGCAAAGUACAACAUGAUGCUCGGGGAACUGGAUGUGGCGAACGGCUUCUUGCAUAAAGCAAUUCGACUCGCCCAUCAGAGUCACAACAACAACGCCAUCAUCUACACCUACAGCCUGAUGGCCAACUUGGCUUUUGUUCAAGGUGAGCUGGACAAUGCUGAGAAACUGUUCAAAGUUGCAGUGAGUUUCAUGCUGUCUGGAGGAACACCACAGGAUGACAACGCAGUCAUUGAAAUGUCCCUGAAGUUGGCCAGCAUCUAUGCCACUCAAAACAAGAAUGAGUUGGCAGAGCAUGGCUUCCAGUUCUGCACCGAGUCACUGGAGGCCAAGAUUGAGAAGCAGAAGGAUCUUCCACCGGAUGCUAUAUCAGAAGAAGAAAGGAAGGACACGCGACUGCUACUUGGCCUCAGUCUGGACGCCCGGGCUCGAUACCUGGCAUCCUCCCGGCGCCUGACGGGAGCAUGCAGGGAUUACCGCCACGCUCUGCAGAUCUGCCAAGAGGAGCAAGGAGAAGCCCAUCCUCAGACGCUGGUCUUGAUGAGUGAUUUGGCCACAGUGUUGGACCUACAGGGGAAGCAUGAUGAGGCACUGGCUCAGGUCCAGAAGGCUGUAGAACUGGGCCAUACAGCUGGCCACCCUGACCAACACGUGCUCCUGGGAAACAUGGCAGGCAUUUUAAUGCACAAAGGUGAUUUUGAGGAGUCUGUUAAGCUGUACGAGGAGGCUUUGGUCCUGGCGCAGGCGGCUGGAGACACUGAGGCUGUUGAGCAGUUUGUGGAGGGACUGAAGGAGCUGAGCAGGAGGAAAGAGGAAAAAAAACAGAGUACGAAUGAGGAGCCAUCAGCCAAGCAGUGACUACACAGUAAACACUCCUCCUGUAGAAGUACGAACUCCAUAAAUGGAAUUAUUGAAGUUUUGAGGAAGCACUGGACUGUGUGAUCCAUCCUCCUCCUCCUUCACUGGAUUCUUAUUAGUGAUUUUUAGUUUAAGUUCUGUGAUGUUAAUUUAAGAACGAAGAUGUAUGUACAUGUUGUUUUUGUUUACAGUUCCUCUGGAAAAUCCAAAACAGGAAAGGCGGUGGGUGACUCAGGAAGUGCUGAUGGAGAGAAUGUUUUAAAAUAUCACGUUGGGAAAAUGCAAAACUGAUGUGUCUUUGUAAAAACAAAAUAAAAAAUAAACUCUUGAUUUUCUCAAGUUUGACGUGA